AUGGACACCCUCCCUCAAGACAUAAUUGACGAGAUUGUCUUCCACCUGGUACCAGCAGACUCUAAGCCAAAGACACCCUACGAUGUCCGCGGCCGGCCCUCUCUACCCCUGGCCCCAGUUGCUGCCGUUUCGCGCCGCCUCCAAGCCGCAGUGGAGAGGUUGACGUUCAGGUCCAUCAAGAUCACCAGUGACGAAUUGACCAAAUUCAACGAGUUGCUCGCACCACCGAGACGGCGUCAUCUCGCCAGCUUGACCGUCACCAUCCUUCUCCCGCCCUACGACGAUGCAGCUGCCCGGCGGGCGGAAUCACCAGAGGAGCGAACCGUCAACGACGAGAGCUACAGCCUGGGCAUAGCAGCGUUGUUCGAGGUGCUUCACAGCUGGGAGGUGGAAGACCCGGAGACGACAGCAUGCCGCCUGGCACUAUUCAUAAACCAUCCGGAAUCGCCUUCGGACAACCCAUGGCGGUUCAACCACGCUCCCUGGAGUGAUACGUAUCCCGAGGAGGAUGGCAUAUACGAGGGCAGAUAUUUGCAUUCCUAUAUCCAACUGCUCGACUCACAUGCGUUACCAACCCUUCAGAGAGUAAAACAGCUGGCGAUGCUCCGGCCGGAUGAUAGGUACGGUCACCGAAACACGUGUCCGAAAGUGCCAAUUGUCCUUGCCUCCAAGAUGCCGAACCUCGAGUCAGUGAAGCUCAGCAUGGACGACGACGAGAAGCGGUUCCCGGAUAUCCGAGUACGCCACCGGAAGGAAGCCGCGGAAGCCAUCGGGAUCCUGUCUCUACCAGCGCUGAACAAGGCCGACCUCGAUUUCUUCGUUCGGAGGCAGAAGAACGAAAGGGCUCAGCCGCAUGUUCUGCACGACCCGGGGAUCCCGGACCCGCUGAGCUCUGUGAUAUGUGAGUUCUCUCAGAAUCUCGUGAGCCUAAAAGUCUCGGGCGUCUUCGAUGAGUCCCUCCUCCGUCCCAUCGGACGCCUCGGCAGCACGCCCUGGCCGAGCCUUAGGUUCCUUGACAUCAAGCUCCUGAUCAACACCCCGGCCGGCGGCUGGUACUUCACAAAGCGCGACGACGUCCCUCCCCAGCCGCCGUACACGCACUGGUCGCGCACCAACAACGCCCACGAGGACCUCCACCUCGAAGACUUCAGCUUCCUCGAGGAGGCCGCCCACGCGCUGCUGAACCCGGUUUACGUCUUCCGCGGCAAGGCGGACGACGAGGCGCUCGCGCCCCUGGUCGGGGCCUACGCCGACGCGCUCGCGGCGAUGCCCAGACUCGCCUCGGCCGCGCUCAACUUCCAGCUCGAGGACGAGGUCGACGGCGAGCCCGGCUGGUUCUGCGUGGCGUACUUCGCGCCCUGCCGGAGCGCCUCGCGGCACCCGCCGCGGAUGAUCUGUCCGGACUGCAACCGCGGCGUGACGCGGCAGCUGGUGACGCUGCUGCUGGGGUGGGAGCCGGACGAGGCGCUGGCGGCCAAGUUGAGGGGGAUCGGGGGCGAGUUCCGCGCGGAGCCCAUGGUGGAGAAGACCAUGGCCGAGUUUCUCAAGUAUCACGAGGCCGACGUCGAAGAAGAUUGA
Molecule: messenger RNA, 1578 nt
Organism: Colletotrichum higginsianum IMI 349063
Lineage: Eukaryota; Fungi; Ascomycota; Sordariomycetes; Glomerellales; Glomerellaceae
Product: Oxoglutarate iron-dependent oxygenase
Exons: 1
Coding region: 1-1578 (525 amino acids)
Source: RefSeq, a predicted model, not a curated record